Molecule: messenger RNA, 5638 nt
Organism: Laetiporus sulphureus 93-53
Lineage: Eukaryota; Fungi; Basidiomycota; Agaricomycetes; Polyporales; Laetiporaceae
Exons: 27
Coding region: 160-5457 (1765 amino acids)
Source: RefSeq, a predicted model, not a curated record
GACGCAUGCCUACUAGCGACGUCCGUCACCGUGUUGAAACUUGGCCGCCAGUCGCGACCUAUCUGACCUUUGUUCUUGCAAUAUCACGCUAAGUUCGCUUACGAGGCAAUACUGUCGAAAUCUGCACUGAGCUCAGCACUGUUUCGAGACCACUAGGUUAUGGCGAACGCACGAGGAGCAUUGUGGGACGCUGGCCAUGAUGAGUCGGUGGAAGUCAAUCAGCGUGCUCUAAUCGACAAAGUGUUAGCCCGUUAUUCCGGAGAGUUUACAGUCUUCCGCGAGCUGCUGCAGAACUCAGAUGAUGCUGGAGCUCACGCGGUGGAGAUUCAUUUUGAGACAAAGGAAUAUAUAAACCAAAAAUCCGGACAGACGGACAGUGAACCUGUUGUGGACCAGAGGGCCGCUCUGGAUCUUAAAGCCGCCUUAGUACAUCAAUGGACUUUCAAGAACAAUGGCAUGGUAUUCCGAGACGAGGAUUGGAACAGACUCAAGAAGAUUGCCGAGGGAAAUCCGGACGAAGAGAAGAUAGGUGCCUUCGGCGUCGGUUUCUAUAGCUUGUUUUCUGUCACGGAAGAACCAUUUGUAACUUCGGGAGGCCAAUGGAUGGGAUUCUAUUGGAAAGACAAGAAAGAUCAGCUAUUUGCUCGCCGAGGUAGAUUGCCAGAUACAUCUAACGACGGAUGGACGACCUUCGAGAUGUUCCUUCGAGAGCCAGCCCCCAUCCCUCGCGCUUUUGAUAUCACUCGAUUUCUCGCAUCUUCCAUCACAUUCAUGUCGCAUCUAUCUGAAGUCAGCAUUUACUUGGAUGAGAGGCGCAUCUCGAGGUUGUCGAAAGUUAUUGGAGCCUCGAAACCUAUAACGAUUCCUAGAGGUCUUAAGACAUCGAGUCCUAAAGGAAUCAUGCAAGUCAAAGAGAUCCACACCACUCCAUUGUCAAUAAGAGCUGAGGUGUUACUCUGGGUCUACAUGGCAGGCAGCGAGGAAUCUAGAUCCUUGAAGGCAUCUUCAAAGUCUGCGCUGACGAAUGGACCAACUACAUUCUUCUCGUCUCUCUUCUCCUCCUUCACCAGUGGAAGUUCUUCGCAGCGAACUGCAACGCCCGCUCCCGAGCAGAGUGUUGUCGAGCCUGAUCCCACGACCACCAUUGAAUCUAACGUGAAGUUGUCAAUAUACGCGGCAGGGAUUGGUGUCAAACUUGAUCAGAAGCUCAAGGCAGACUUGAAUCGCGCCACUAAGAAGAACCCGCCGACGAGCCUGCGCAUAGAGUUGAUUUAUACAGGAAAGGAUGAGUAUGACGCGAGUAAGGAAGAAGACGAAGAGCAGCCGGAAAUCACUGGCAGUGUCUUCCAGGGUCUUCGUGCAGAUCUUGAUGGCGCCGGCGCUGCUAGAAUCUUCAUAGGCCAUGCCACUGGUCAAACUACUGGCCUCGCAGGACAUAUAGCUGCUCGUUUCAUUCCGACUGUAGAACGAGAGUCUAUUGACUUGAUGGACCGUACUGUUGCAGUGUGGAACGAGGAGCUACUCUAUGCGGGAGGAUUUUUAGCUCGCUCCGCGUAUGAAAUGGAGAUGGAUACAAUACGUAGCCUUUGGGUAUCUGCAGCCGAAGGCCCUGCUACCAAGGAUCUGAGUUCAGAUGAGGCAUUGCGGACUUGGUUGCAAGGCCGAGCAGUACAUGGGCUGAAAUUUUUCACGUUCCAUCCGUCCACACCUUCUGCAGUCGUGUCUGCUAAACUCGAGGAUGCAUUCUUCUCUUGUGCAUCCAACAAGCAGUUCGCCAUAAUAUCCACCUCUGGAGUCAAAAAUGCAACGGAAGUACGCAUACCAGAUGCUCUCUUCGCGGACUUCCUCAAGGUACUUCCGGUGCUCCCGGAAGAGGUACUGAAAAACGCCCGCCCAAUGGUUGAUGUGCUGUGUAGCCGCGGGAUAAUCAGAAGCAUCGAAUUCAUGGACGUUCUGCAAGAACUGCGUUCAAGACCGCUCACCGAGAAUGAGAUGCUCGCAUGCUUCAAGUGGUGGAUUGGUAUUCAAGAUCAACAUGACGCUCAAAGCCUUGAAAGAAUACGAACUGAGCUGCUCAACGCUGCAGUGUUGUUCAUCGGAGAGGGCGAGGGAUCAGGAGGCAAGAUUACACCGAUAUCCUCAAUACAAACGUUCUUGGAUCUGAGAGGCGCUGGCGCUAUCAUUCCUGUUGACGGUCCUCUGCCAGCUCAUCUAUUGCCUGUCAGUAUUAGCAAGCAUUUCAGUGCGAAGCAGCUAUCACUAGCCUUUCCCUGGAAAGAACUAGUGAUUCUCAAUUGGCUGGAAUACAUCGUCGGAUUGUCUGCCACGGCCUCGUCCGACGUCGAACACGAUGUCACAAAGUCAGCUCAUUGGGCAGAACGGGUCCUCCAGGUUCUUGCUCGUGCAUGGCCCAGUCUGGCCAAGGAUACACAGGAUCGAGCCAUCGAGUUGAUUCGGGACAAGGCCUGCGUGCCAACCUCGGCUGGCCUUAAGUUGCCGAUGGAAGCUUAUUUCCAGAAUGCGCAUAUCUUCCAUGAUCUUCCGGUUGUCCAAUUUCCGUCAAGUGCUCACGUCAAAGGAUCACUGGAGAAGCUGUUACAGUCACUUGGGGUUCGUAAACAUGUAGAUCUUCAAAUAGUUUUCGACAGGAUGAUCAAGACCGGUGAUUGGACAACUGCUGAACUUGUCAAGUAUUUGGUUGCUGUGCAAUCGAUGUUGACGCCAAUGGAACAUGAUCGUCUACGAAUGACAGCAGCAUUCGCGAAAGAAGGGGAAUCUUCCAGCGGUAGUGAGAAGAAGAUUGUGCGAUUCAAGGCUCGGGAUCUUUAUGAACCUCUGGAUGUCUUUCGAGACUUGCGGCUUCCCCUUAUUGACUGGGGCAAUCAUCCAAAAUGGCGGGGCAACUCCGAAGAAGCGAAGUUCUUGUUUGACUUGGGUUUGCGUCGAUUCCCACCGUUGUCGGUAAUCGUACGCCUUGCAGCAAACGAAGACCGGGCUGUGAAUCAGGCAGCAUUGAGAUAUCUGCUUGACAAUAUUAUUACGAAGUACACAGACUAUGAUCCUCGCGCCUUUGCAGACUUCCCGUUCGUACCUGCUAUUAAGGGAGAAAUCGCGUGCCUAGCCAAACCGCUCGAGGUUUUCGCUUCUUUUUGUUGGGCUCAGCUUGGCUUCACUGUUGUAGAAUCCAGCCUGAGAAUGGAGGCAUUAAUGAAGCUGAGGAUCGACGAACAUCCGCCGACAUCUGCCUUGGUCAAUCUGCUGCAAUCUUCCCCACCGACAACAGAAUCCACUGCUCGUGAAUGGUUUUCCAUACUCUCAAGCAGGGUCACAGAUUUCUUCCCGUCUCAACUAAAGGUGUUGUCUCAAAUGCCUUUCAUUCCCGUCCCAAAUUUUGAGAAUGGCACGACCCGGAUGCUACCUCCAAGCCAAUGUUAUUUCAGAGGAGCGUCAGAUGCCAACUUCCAUUCGAGAUUAUUCGUUUUCGUGGACUUCGGAGCUCAGGGAAACCAGUUUCUGAGUGUUUGUGGUACAAAACAUGAGCCGUCCGUCGAAGAGAUUGCUGGAAUACUGCUGCAAGAUCCUCAUCGCUUUUAUGAGCUUGCAGGAGGUCGCGAGAACUACCUGAUCGAGCUUCGAAACAUCGCUGUGAACCAUCGCCUGAUACCCAGUAGCACACUACUCCGUCUCAAACGCUCGGCGGCACUAGUCGGUUCGAUGCGCGUAAAGAAAGUCAAAUCGGCGGAGAAAGCGCAAGCAGCGGACGGCUCAGCAGAGCUGGAAGAGGACGACUGGGAUUACCAAUACGAUCUCCUGCCGCCCGAGCAAAUUGUGGUAGCGGAUGACAUGCAUGCUUACCAGUUAUUCGGGGAUUCCAUUUUUGCCGCCCCUCAGGAGGAUAUUCUAGAAGUGUUCUACAUGAAACUUGGGUCCAAGCCUCUGAGUAGUCUGAUUCGAGAAGAAUAUCGAACUACUGCAGAGAUCAAAGGUUCUCGCAAGGCGGUUGAGAUAAGGUCCUUGAUCUUGGAACGUCUGCCUCUGUUCUUGCACGAACAUACUCAUGGUCGACGAAGAGAAUCAUAUGGCGAGCUCAGCAACGAAAAGAACUUCAUCGUGAGGACAUUCGGCAAAUUGACCGUGAUGAAGUCGUUGCAAUUUGGCAAAACUCGGUCAGUGAAGACUCAAGAUUCCUCUGCGAUUGCAAGGCGUGAGGGUCGGGGUCCAAUUGAAUUAUGGCUGGCUGGAAACGACCAUGUGGAUCUCUAUGAAGUGGCCACCUCUAUGUGCCGGUUCAUCUUCGAUUCGCCGAAGCCCAAUGAUGCACUACUAUUCAUGACCAUACUGUCAACAGAUCUUAAGGCUUUAAAGCGACGAGGCUAUAAUGUGGACCGAAUUCUUCGACAGCAGAAAGCGCAACGUGAAACGUCCCUCAAUUCUCUUAAAGAGAAGCAGAACACAACAGAGCUCGCCUCCCAGACUACAGGGCUAGCACAAGCUCCGCUGAGCGGUGGCGGAACUCAGAGUCAAAUACACAGCGCUUCAGAACGAGAACGGACAGAACAACUAUUGCAACGCCAAUCGAUGGCUGCGGACUCUCAAAGCUCGUUAGGCGAUGCUCAAGAACAACUUAAUGCCAACUGGGCAGCCAUGCCAGACACGGCUAAACGAGCGUCGACAGCACAGUCGGCGUUCCGUCAGUCGCUGACCACCUGGGCACGCAGGUUGAACGGGCGUACAGAGCCCUCUGGAAUUUCUGGAUCUGAAUAUCCCUCUGGUUCAAAUUCACCGGCUAGCAUUAGCCGUCCAUCUUCACCAGUUUCCACGGGCGCACUUUCGAGUGGGACUUCAUAUGUCGGUCAACGAGAAAACCAGCCAGAUGUCGUUCCCAAGGCUACCAUAGCUACAAUGAUAAAUAGCGCUAUCAGCGCCUGCAGGCAAGAGAAGAGUAAGGAGCUGCAAGGAAAAGAGAGAAUGGAAAUGAUACGGGAGGAGGCGAACAAAACUUAUUGUGAUGGUGCCGUGAAAAUCACGCUGAUUGGAGAGAUGGGUAAUAUCAAAGUGUUCGCGUCACCAGACGUACCCGACGCAAAGUCAAUCAUGACAACCAAAUCUCAGAGCAUCGCGCGCUUCAUCUAUGUCAUCCGCCCCCUCUGCGAGGUGUACAACCUCCCUGAUGCCAGUGUCAACAUUUAUUAUGACCUCGCUGGCCACAGGAUUGCAUUCAAUCGAAAUUCCAGUUUGUUCCUAAAUUUGCGUUAUUUCGAGGCGUGGCACGAUGAGGCUGUCAAUAAAGGAGAACUUACAGAAGCAUAUUUUUCCUGGUUCUUGACUCUGGCACAUGAGAUUGCCCACAACCUGAUUGGACCUCAUAACUCGGCACAUGAGUUCUAUUUUUCCGCCAUAUCCGAAGCGCACCUUCCUGCUCUGUUGAAUUUCCUUCGCGAUGGUCAUGAUACAUAGCACGCCCACGGAUUCCGGCACCAGAUUCCUCUCAUGCUUUGUCGAACAGAUUGCGCCAUAACGUUGACCGAUGGAUCAUGUAUUGAUGGACUAGUGUGUUUCCGAAGCCCUUACUUUUGGCACUUGGUCGCACGAAUUGCAUUACGAGUACUCGAGAUUACAGAUUCAGUCGAGUCAAACC